GAACUGUGUAUUCGCAUGACUCGUGGUGUGUGUAUAUGUGUGUACAAGUGUGUGAAAACUGACUAUAUGUGGAUGACUGAAGCUAACGUCUGACACCGGGAGGUCAGAAACGCUGAGGAAUAACGGGUCAGCCGGUGGAAGUGUGAUUCUCUCCGAAAUAAGCUACAGUUUUCUCAUGACACACCGAGAGAAGAAGCUCUGUAAAUAAAAGAUUUGUCAACGGAACUUGUCAAGGACUAAAGAUAAAGAUAACCACACAAGAAAGGGGUAUUUUCGGCAAUCGUAAUAUGAAAAAGGAGCAGGCCGAAACAUUAGGUUUUUUCCCUCAAAAAGACAUUGUCUACAACAAACUCCUUCCUUAUGCUGAGAAACUAGACGCUGAAUCCAAUGACAUUUUGUCCAGAAUCAAAGGGAACUUGGGUCGCGCUAUCCAACUCAGAGAGUUAUGGCCCGGAGUUUUGUUUUGGACAAGGAAACUCUCAACGUACCUUCGUCUUUAUGGGAGAAAGUUCAGCAAAGAGGACCAUGUGCUCUUUGUUAAGCUCUUGUAUGAGCUUGUCACCAUCCCUCAGCUGGAAAUCAGCAUGUUGCAGGGCUUUGCUCGACUCCUAAUCACCUUACUCAAAAAAAAAGAACUGCUCUCACAGGAUGACCUCGAGUUGACUUGGAGGCCUUUGUAUGAGCUGUAUGAGAAGAUCCUUUACUCCAAAACUGAACAUCUUGGUCUCAACUGGUUUCCAAACUCUGUGGAGAAUGUGCUGAAAACCCUGGUGAAGAGUUGCAGAUUGUAUUUCCCAGAGUCAGCAACGCAGGAGAUGUUGGAUGAGUGGCGCCCACUGUUAUGCCCAUUUGAUGUCACUAUGCAGAAAGCCAUCAGCUACUUUGAGCUCUUUCUCCCCACCAUCAUGCCUCCAGAGAAGCACCACAAAGGCUUCAAGUUAUGGUUUGAUGAAAUGAUGGGUCUGUGGGUAUCUGUACAAAAUCUACCUAGCUGGGAAGGGAAUCUUGUGAAUCUUUUUGCCCGUUUGGCCAAUGACAACAUUGGCUACAUCAACUGGGAUCCUUAUAUCCCCAAGAUUUUCACCAGAAUUUUGCGAAGCUUCAACUUGCCUGUAGGCACAAGUCAGAUGGUGGUUCCUAAGUACCUCACAAACUCUUAUGACAUCGGCCAUGUUGUCCUCUGGAUCUCUGCCAUGCUGGGAGGUGUUCAGAACCAGGCCCAGAAGCAGCUCAAUGGCCUUUUCAACAGCAUUGCCUCCUUCUACCACCCUUCCAACAAUGGCCGCUGGCUGGUGAAGCUGAUGAAGCUUUUGCAGCGUUUGCCAGCAAGUGUGGUUAGGCGGCUGCAUCGUGAGCGCUAUAAGAAACCUUGCUGGAUCACUCCAAUACACUUCAGCCAUCGUCUUACUGAUGACAACAUCACUGAGUUUGUGGAGAGCAUGAAACAGCCUGUUCUGAUGGCCAUGUUCAGUAAGACAGGCAGCAUGGAUGCAGCACAAGCACUGCAGAAUCUAGCUCUGAUGAGACCAGAGCUGGUCAUUCCUCCUGUGCUGGAAAAGACAUACCCUGCCAUGGAGACCUUAACAGAACCACACCAGCUGACUGCUACACUCAGCUGUAUGAUCGGCAUGGCUCGCAGCCUGGUCGGUGGUGGGCGACACUACCCAGAAGGCCCUGCUCAUGUGCUGCCACUGCUGAUGAGGGCUCUGCCUGGCGUAGACCCCAACGAUUUCAGCAAGUGCAUGAUAACAUUCCAGUUCAUUGCUACCUUUACUACCCUUGUGCCUUUAGUGGACUGUUCCUCUGCCCUCCAUGAGCAGAAUGACUUGACAGAGAUAGAGAGAGAGUUGUGCUCAGCCUCAGCCGAGUUUGAGGACUUUGUCUUGCAGUUUAUGGAUAGGUGCUUUGCACUGAUUGAGAGCAGUACUCUAGAGCAGACACGAGAAGAGACAGAGACCGAAAAAAUGACUCACUUGGAGAGUCUAGUGGAGCUCGGCCUGUCCUCCACCUUCAGCACCAUCCUCACUCAGUGCUCCAUAGAAAUAUUCAAGGUGGCUCUUGAGAAAGUGUAUAACUUUGCCACUACCAACAUCUUUGAGACACGUGUGGCAGGUCGAAUGGUGGCAGACAUGUGCAGAGCAGCAGCUAAGUGUCAUCCGGCUGAGUCCCUGAGACUGUUUGUGCCCCACUGCUGCAAUGCUAUCAGUCACAUCACUGCUAAUGAGGAUGUUUUGAAUGAAGAGGAGCUGGAUAAGGAGCUGCUGUGGAACCUCCAGCUGCUUUCUGAGGUGACCCGUGUGGAUGGAGAGAAGCUGUUGCCAUACAGUACACAGUUGGUGCAGAUCCUGCAGCUGACACUGCGGCUCCGCUGUAAGCAGGGCUACAGUCUGGCCUGCAACCUAUUGCAUCAUGUCCUGCGCUCCAUGGCCCUUACCUACCCCACAGAUUACUGCAGCGUGCCUGGUGGCUUUAACAGGCCACUCAGCGAGUAUAUGCCUAUCAAGGACUGGGGCCGUUCAGGAGACCUAUGGAACCUGCAGAUCCAUUGGCAUGUGGCUAGUGCGGAGGAGAAAGCCUUUAUCUUCUAUAUAUUAGACCUUCUACUCCAGCCAGAGCUGCAACGCUUGCAAAGAUAUGCCCAGGGCGAGCAGAACAUGAGCAGAGAUGAUGUGCUACAGAGCCUGUCAAUUGUGCAGCACUGCUUGCUGGGGGCUGGCUGCAUGUUGCCCCCUGUGGAUGGAUCCCCUGUUACUGGCCUAGUUAAUAGCAUGGUUUGUCUGGAGGAGACAAAGUACUAUGUUGGGGUUGAAUAUGAUGAGUCCAGAGAGAACUACAGAGAGGCUAUCUAUAAAGUUAUGAGACAGCUACUACAUUACAUUCUGGAACAAUCAGAGGAUGACACGAAGUCCCUCUUUGCCAUCAUCAAGAUCAUCAAUGACCUCAUGCAUUUUAAAGGCUCCCACAAGCAUGAGUUUGACUCUCGUUGGAAGAGUUUCACUUUGGUUAAGAAAUCUAUGGAGAACCGACUGCAUGGAAAAAAGCAGCACAUACGAGCCCUACUCAUAGACCGAGUACUUCUGCAACAUGAGAUGCGUAAACUUCUAGUGGAUGGCUGUGAAUACAGAACUGUUCACCAGGAUCUGCUCAGAGACCUUCUGCGUCUGUCCACCAGCACCUACAGUCAAGUCCGCAGUAAGGCUCAAAGUGUUUUGUUCACUGCUCUGGGAACUUAUAACUUCUGCUGUCGAGACAUCACUCCUCAAGUGCUGGAGCUGCUAGAGCCAAACCGGACCAAUGUCACCCAGCAGCAGUUUAAGGGUGCUCUGUACUGUCUGUUGGGGAAUCAUGGAGGUGUUUGUCUGGCUAACCUGCAUGACUGGGACUGCAUUACUGUGACAUGGUCAGCACUAGUGCGCUCAGGCCUCAGUCCUGCCAUGUCCCUGGAGAAACCCUCCAUUGUCAGGCUUUUUGAUGACCUUGCAGAUAAAGUCCAUCGCCAGUACGAGACAAUUGGCAUUGACUUCUCCGUCCCUCAGAACACGGUGGAUCUUGGCUGCAAGAUCAUAAAAUCAGGUAGCCCUGUGGCUCAGAAGAGUCCUUUAUCAGAACAGGAGCUGGAGCAGGGACUUGCCUUGGAGCGAGCCAGAAAUCUGGAAGCUGUGCGGAAUUAUGAAAAGCUGGUUCAUGAUCUGUUAGACUGCCUCAGUGCCAGAGACCUACCAUGGAAGUUUGAGCACAUGGCCAUUGGCUUUCUUUCUCUGCUGCUGAGAGAUGAUUACCCUCUUCCUGCCCGAGCUGUUCGCUUCUUUGUCCAAAGUCUCAAUCAUGAUGCACUUGUUGUGCGCAAGGUAGCAAUAUCUGCUGUAGCAGGAAUCCUCAAGCAGCUGAAGAGGCCCCGCACAAAAGUGGCCAUCACACCCAGUGACAUCAGUGGAGUGAUGGAGCCAAAGGAACUAGUAGCUGGAGACAGGCCAGGAAAUGACUGGCUUCAGUAUCAUGCUGAUCACUUACCCCUCACCCAGCAGGACUGGAACAACUUCCGUUUUGUGGAGAAGACUCACUGGGGUUACUACUGUUGGCCAAAAAAGUUAAUGUUAUAUGCUCCUCUGGAGCAGCAGCUGAAAGACCUCAGACCAGAGGAGAUGAAUGAGAGUGAACGAAUCAUCUAUGACCAUUUCUCCAACCCUGUGUUCAUCAAUCAGCUCAUUGAGUUUUUGUCACUUGAGGACCGCAAGGGAAAAGACAAAUUCAACCCACGUCGCUUCUGCCUCUUUAAGGGUCUAUUUAGGAACUACAGUGAUGCCUUCCUGCCAGUGCUUAAACCUCACAUGGAGCGUUUGGCAGGUGAUUCCCAUGAGAGUACACAACGGUGUGUGGCUGAGAUCAUUGCUGGCUUAGUGAGAGGCAGCAAGCACUGGAGCUUUAGUCAGGUGGAGGACCUGUGGCAAUUCCUGAUUCCUUUGAUGAGAAGAGCACUUUCCAACAUCACAGUGGAAACCUACACUGACUGGGGCACAUGUGUAGCUACUGCCUGUGAGAGCAGGGACCCACGGAAACUUCACUGGCUGCUAGAGAUGCUGAUGGAAUGUCCUCUUAGUGGAGAAGGAGGGUCCUUUGUAGAUGCCUGUCGUCUGUACGUCCUGCAGGGGGGUCUGGCUCAGCAGGAGUGGAGGGUGCCGGAGCUGCUGCACAGACUUCUGACCUACUUGGAGCCCAAACUCACUCAGGUGUACAAAAAUGUACGAGAGCGUAUUGGCAGUGUGCUGACGUACAUUUUCAUGAUUGAUGUCAGUCUGCCAAACACACUACCCACAAAGUCCCCUCACAUCACUGAGUUCACAGAAAGGAUAAUGGCUUGCCUGAAACCACUGCUGGAAGGAGAAGAGGAGAUCCAGAACCAUGUAGUGGAAGAAAAUGGAGUGGGUGAGCAGGAUGAAAGAACUCAGGCCAUCAAACUUCUCAAAACCGUACUGAAGUGGCUGAUGGCCAGUGCUGGACGUUCCUUCACCACUCCAGUAGCUCAGCAGCUCCAGCUCCUGCCUUUGCUUUUUAAGAUUGCUCCUGUAGAGAAUGAUGACAGCUAUGAUGAACUGAAGAGGGAUGCGAAGACCUGCUUGUCUCUCAUGUCUCAGGGCCUCCUCUAUCCAGAGCAGAUUCCUCUGGUACUCAGCGUGCUGAACGAAAUUGCAGGGAGCAGCUCAUGGCAUGCCCGCUAUUCUGUGCUCACCUAUCUACAAAUAAUGGUGUUCUACAACCUGUUCACAAUUCUAAGCAAUGAACAAGCAGUCCAAAGCGUGCGAGCCCUUGUCAUCAGGCUACUGGAGGAUGAGCAGCUAGAGGUGAGAGAAAUGGCAGCCACUACUCUGAGUGGUUUCCUGCAGUGUAACUUCUUGACCAUGGACAUGUCCAUGCAGACCUAUUUUGAGGCUCUAUGCAAAACCAGACUGCCUAAGAAGAGGAAGAGAGACUUGGGCUCUGUUGUGGACACCAUACCCUCAGUUGAUUUAGUGCGGCGCCAUGCUGGAGUGCUGGGUCUUAGUGCCUGCGUUCUGUCCAGCCCUUAUGAUGUGCCCACCUGGAUGCCCCAGUUGCUCAUGGACCUCAGUGCCCACCUCAACGACACGCAACCUAUUGAGAUGACGGUGAAAAAGACUCUGUCUAAUUUCCGUCGGACUCACCAUGAUAAUUGGGUGGAGCACAAGCAGCAGUUCACAGAUGACCAGCUAGUGGUGCUCACAGACCUGCUUGUGUCACCAUGCUACUACGCCUAGACAGGACCGACCUCCUGUGGAUCUGACCUCCCACUCAAGCCAUUCUUCCAGCCAUUUAUAUCUGGUCUCUUCAGAAGGUGUGAGGACAGGUUCAGAUAUGGAAAUUUUAAGAAAAUCAGUUUAGUCAUUUAAUUAUGGCUACAUUCACACUACAGGUAAAAGUGAUCCAUUUCCUAUUUCUGUUCAUGUCCCACAUUUUUCACAACACUGAAUCUGCCUACCUUUCUUAUUUAUACAACAUGUGUGUGGCAAUGCAAUGUCAGUGUGUAGAUUCAUGGAAUUACUACAUCAAUCCAACUAGCCUUUAGUCGGGCCUUGAGAAUCUAUUGAAAAUUCAAUGACUGAGGAAGUCGUCCUUGGCACCAUGGUAUUCUGCAGGAUAUUUGUGCCUGAAUGGAUAUUACAGUUCUACCACUGUGGUCUCACGUUUCUUUCCACUGACGUAGCCACCAUGAUUUCAGAGAUGAUUUUUUUUUUUUUUUUCAUUUAAUCUAGGCCCACUUUUGUGCAUUUGCAGUUAGAGAAAUGAGUUUUGUAGCUGGCAUUGACAGUACAUUAAUGUCAAAAAUAGCUUCAGGUUAGUAGUUACUAUUGCCACUUGGCUGGAUCCCUGGAGGAUUUUCAUUCUUUCACGUAUACAGGAGUAGCAAUGGCGGCCAAGAAAUUUCAUGUGAACAGUAAAUCUGAAAUGAGCACUUAAGCUUAGAGUGUGAAUGUAGUCCACUUUUAAUCAGCAGCCUUUAGAUUGACGCUUUCUUGAUCGAGGCCAAAUGAAGUCUAAAGGUGGCCACUGAGAGAGCUCUUGAGAUCCCCCUGUGUAUGGUAUGGUGAAACUGAGGCCCUUUAAAAACCAGCACCACCAGACAUACCAGUUUGUGCUACUGUAAUAUGUGAUUUUCAGUAGCUCUGUCCUGUCUGAUGGGGAUCUGACUCGGUUCACAUGCCAUCAUAAUAAUGUUUGUCUCAUUCUUGUAUUUAUAUUUGUGUAUGUAUGUAUAUAUACUGUACAUAUGCACAUAUCUAUGCAUAAUGUAAUUCUUUUAAUAAGAUUUACAUGUCAAGUCUACUGGAAAAGAACAGUUUUGCCAGAUUCAAAUGAAGCACCAGUCAUGAGUGAAUGGAAUUAUGUGCGAGAUGAAAACAUUUGAAGUACAUGUGGAUGUUUGUGUUUGAGUGCGUGUGUUUUUGCGCACAUGUUCAUAG
Messenger RNA from Hemibagrus wyckioides, 6974 nucleotides. It is a transcript of the gene psme4b, whose product is annotated as proteasome activator subunit 4b. Bases 288 to 5771 code for a protein of 1827 amino acids. The transcript has 46 exons. Gene Ontology annotation, molecular function: peptidase activator activity; proteasome binding. The record is from RefSeq and is a predicted model, not a curated record. Gene Ontology annotation, cellular component: nucleus; spermatoproteasome complex; cytosol. NCBI's taxonomy places the organism in Eukaryota, Metazoa, Chordata, Actinopteri, Siluriformes, Bagridae. Gene Ontology annotation, biological process: proteasomal ubiquitin-independent protein catabolic process.